Juglans regia (Persian walnut) is the source of this 738-nucleotide messenger RNA. RefSeq names its product 60S ribosomal protein L37-3-like. Gene Ontology annotation, cellular component: ribosome; cytosolic large ribosomal subunit. Gene Ontology annotation, biological process: translation. The record is from RefSeq and is a predicted model, not a curated record. The coding region runs from base 202 to 489 and encodes 95 amino acids. NCBI's taxonomy places the organism in Eukaryota, Viridiplantae, Streptophyta, Magnoliopsida, Fagales, Juglandaceae. Gene Ontology annotation, molecular function: structural constituent of ribosome; RNA binding. The transcript has 4 exons.
AAGCUGUUCGAGGCGAAAGCAUCAUUUUCCCAAAUUACCCUAACGAAACCUAGACUCAAAAAACCCCUUGCUCUCGGUCUUAAAUCUCUCUUUACAAACCCCCAUAUAAUAUAUAUAAACAAUCCCCUCUCCGCCGCUCCUUCAUUUCUUACCCUAAACAGCACCUCCUCUCACUCGGCCAGGUUUUCUGCAUCUGUCCCAAUGGGAAAGGGAACGGGGAGCUUCGGAAAGAGGAGGAAUAAGACGCACACCCUCUGCGUGAGGUGUGGCCGCCGCAGCUUCCAUCUCCAGAAGAGUCGCUGCGCUGCCUGUGCCUACCCCGCCGCUCGUAAGAGGACAUAUAACUGGAGUGUGAAGGCGAUCCGACGGAAGACUACUGGAACUGGAAGAAUGAGGUACCUCCGCCAUGUUCCUCGAAGAUUCAAGAGCGGCUUCAGAGAGGGUACUCAAGCAGCACCAAGGAAGAAGGGAGCGGCUGCUACUGCUUAAGCCAUUACCAGAGAGUGAAGUGGUCGUAAUUUGGAUGCCAAAUUACAGUUUGAUUAGAUGCAUUUUUUUGUGUUGGGACUGGUUUGAUAAAAGCAAUAUUUGAUGGGUGUUAUAACCUUUUUAAUGAUUUGGCUGCUCUGAUUUUGAUUAGUUUGUAGCUUUAAUUUGGACAAAGAUGUGCGAGCCCACUUUUGUUUUCCCUUCAAUUACUUAAUAUUUCAGUAAAGUCCGAAUUUUGAUUUUGUUUAA